CAGUAACUCGCCAGUCCGUCUGCUUAUCGUUUAUUACAUCAAUUGCCUCCUGUACAAUAUUAUUUACAUCCAGAUAAAAAGGCGUUCCUUAUGGUAACUAACACAUCAAAUUUCCCAAGUGGAUCCUCGUACCGGCGUCCGUAAAGACUAUUGAAUGUAGCGUCGAUUAGCUUAAAGUUCUACCAAUAAUAGCCAGAUUCGAUCCAAGAACUAUUGAGUCUAGAUCGGAAGAUCGGCACUAUCUACUUUUAAAACCAAGCCCAUCCCCACGCCGAGACAAGCCCUUCUCUGUUCUGUCUCACCCAAGCUGUCUGUCUCUCGUUAACAUUCGCUCAGCUGUCAUAAUGCGUGUCUUAUCUUUUGCGCUGGCCCUUUUCGCGGCCGAUAUGGUCGUUGAAGCUGGAGUUUGCAAGCCUGCUCGUACAACCACGACUGCAACUUCGGUUGCCGAAUCGUCUACUACCACCGCUUCUGCUACCUCUGAGACCUCUGUCAUCGAGUCGCUGACAUCUGCGACUGAGACCUUGAGUACCGACUCAAGCGAGAUCUUGACGACUUCUACCGCCGAGGCUGAAACUACGUCGGCCGAGGCCGUUUCUACCACUACCACUGAAGCUGCUACCACCACCGAGGCUGCUUCAACGACCACCGAGGAAGCUUCCACUACAACCACCGCCGGCCCAUCAUUCACACCCGGUUCUCUCGUCGGCACCGGACCCGUCGCCGGCCUCACCCUCCAGGGCGUCGACUCACGUUUCAUUCCCCUAUCCUUCGCAACAUCCGGCUCGACCCAAACCCUGAUCUUCACCCUCGCCGCCAACGGCCAGCUCGCAACAGGCACCAACAACAACUACCUAUGCCUGAACUACAAGCCUUCUGGUGUUCUUGGGCCGCUUGUCCUGUGCCCCUUUGAUAACUUCCAGAAUGCUCCCUUGCAGUGCACACGAGCGGUUAGCGGCACGCUUUCUUGCACUGCGCCGAACGGAUCAUGCAGCUCGAGUGGAGCUUGUACGCGACCUAACGUUGGUGUCGCAUUCUCUCAGUUCUAUGUGGACGGGUCUCAGAACGGCUAUUUUGGUCCCGCCGACUUCAAUGGGGCGGGUUACUCUGCUAUUGAUGUGAUCCUCCCCGAAUGAACAUAAGACCGAGGCUUUAGAGGUAUAUUGAUUGAACUCAAGAGCCUUGUCGUCAAAAUCUCUGGUUUUAGCUGGAACAAUAAAAUGAUAUCAUUAUUCUCCUGUAUAUAUGAACAGAACACCUUGCAUUCCCUGACGCAGCAUGGUCUACCUCCCUGCUCUCCGAAACACUGAAAUUCGUGAUAAAAGGAAAUAAAAGAAACUAAAUCCAAAGCCCCUCGCUUUGGGAUGAGUAUCCAAAGUUUCAGAGACUUCACCGUCUUACGCUCUUGGUGAAUUUCCGAGGAUUAAAAGCCCACUACAGCAGUCCCCAAC
This is a messenger RNA of Fusarium verticillioides 7600, 1451 nucleotides long. RefSeq lists its product as hypothetical. The coding region runs from base 345 to 1136 and encodes 263 amino acids. Lineage: Eukaryota; Fungi; Ascomycota; Sordariomycetes; Hypocreales; Nectriaceae. The record is from RefSeq and is a predicted model, not a curated record. The transcript has 4 exons.